This is a messenger RNA of Leptosia nina, 4752 nucleotides long. The record is from the annotation of a GenBank genome assembly. NCBI's taxonomy places the organism in Eukaryota, Metazoa, Arthropoda, Insecta, Lepidoptera, Pieridae.
AUGUCGUUCAUAGGAGAUCUUGAGGCGCGUGCGUCACUUCGGAAUCCACACCCUCGCUCCAACGUGACAGCGAACAACUAUUACAAUUUAACUAAUCACUCGCCGGCUUCGUACAUACCAGAGGGACGCGGGGUUCUCGACACGGGCAGAACGGUGCCCACGGGAGCGAGGAGCUUCGACUCCGUCUCGGACUGUCGGUGGCGUAACCGCGAGGACGGAGAGAGCGCGUAUCUCCGCCCCUACACUCGCGACGAGAUCCCCCGCUCCGAUCGUGCUGUGUACAAAAGCGCUUAUCUCUGGGAGGACUCCGCAGACAAUAGGAGAUUCACGGAGAGAAGAAAAAAAACUGUCAGAUUCGAUGGCCACGAGGGCGCGGCGACGUUCCCGCGUGGCGGGCGAGACUCAUCGGGGGUUCCACAUGACUGGGCCUCCUUACGUUGGGAGUCAGAAAGACAAACGAGCCAAGAUUCCGCUACGAAAGAUUCAGGCAUCGAUACUUCUAGUACGUUUACAUCCAGCGAAGAUUCGAACAGGGGCGAGUGCCCUAAGUUUCCUUUAAACUGGCAAGUGUCUCCGGACGGGACACGCAUGGUCGGUCACAUGGUUCUUCGUAAGAGCGUAGUAGAGGGAAGUUCCCAUUCAUCUGCGGCUAUUCUUGGCCUUAAAGUCGUCGGUGGGAAAAUGCUACCAGACGGCACACGCGGUGCCGUGGUGGAAAAGGUUAAAAAGGGAUCCAUCGCUGAUCAGGAGGGUCAACUAAGAAUAGGUGAUGAGGUAUUGCAGUGGAAUGGUAUGCCCCUCCAAGGCCGAAGUGCUGAGGAGGUAGCCGCAGUUGUGGCUAAUAGUAAACACGACACCCACGUUGAGCUGGUGGUCACGCGCCCUCUUGCCUCUGCUAGGCUUCUCGCACAACCUUGGAAAUCGCAUAAAGAAGUCUACACGGAAGUGUUAGGAGGCGGCGAAAAGCCAAGCGUUCUAGUCACCUCCCCAGGCUCACCAGAUGUUUAUGGCCGGAGACGUAAUGCCAGGCAGAAUAAUCAAAACGCAUAUGUCGCUGGACGAAUACAGCUGAAACUCUACUUCGACAUAGCAGCGCUGCAGCUUCUUGUAACUGUGGUAUCUGCCAGCGGUCUCACGCCAAGAGCAGACGGUUCCCCACGAUGCCCUUAUGCCAAAAUCUUCCUCUUACCAGACAAGAGUGAAAAGAGCAAACGCAGAACGAAGACCCUCGCUAACACCCUGGAACCCAGGUGGAACCAGACAUUCGUUUAUUGCGGGAUACGGUUUAGUGAUAUCAAGAAGAGAACUGUAGAGGUGACAGUUUGGGACCUGAACCGCUAUGGACCCAAUGAUUUUCUCGGCGAAGUUCUAUUAGAUCUCGAGAAUAUGCCGAUGAAUCAUGAGCCGAAUUGGUACAAAUUGAAACCGCACGACGAAUUCGCUGGGUUUGGGAGAUACAGAGAAGACGAAGCUGAUGGAGAACAUCUAUCCCCACCUUCCACCUCAACUUCUCGACUCUCAGACUCGGACACGCCCAGCGAGUGUGAUCUACGACGACACCAUUCGCUCUCCAGCCUGGCUUCAAGCUCGAGCCCACCACCACCCCACGAGGUCGAUGGCACUCGGUACAGUCGGCGCGACAUGUCCCCAGCCGGGCGAGUUCGUACAGCGGGCGUGGCCAGGGAACGGGGUCCCGGCUACGUGGCGCGGUCGCAAUCAGCGGCCGGGGGGCGAAGCGCCUCGCCUCGCCGAUCCCUCUCCCCGCCGAACGAUAGAGACGCAUACCGCUACACAGUGUGUGAAGAGCGCGGUGAGAACGCGCGGUUGCCAACUCACGCUUAUGCACCACGCUUUCAAUCACGGUCUGCAACUGCGACGCCUACCACCAGCCCAAAGAAACGGCAGUUACCACAAAUCCCACAUCAGAAUACACAGAGAGCCAUGCGCGCGCAGGUGUCUGCGGAUCUCGAAGAACGUAAGUGGAUCGCCCCGCAUCAUAUUGGCGCCACACUCACCUACCGCAGCACGCCACAAGGGUGGGAAAGACACUACGCAGGGCUCUCGGACUCGGAGUUGGCCUCUCGUGGUGGCGGUUGGGCGCCAAGACGACGACUGUCUCCGGAUGCAGCCGCUGGCGAUUCUGACAUUGAAUCCGUGGCUUCGGUUACAUCGAGUGCAUUCAGUACGCAGUCAGAACGACCACGCCCUACCAGAAUGCUUAGAAAACGGAGUUUUCGUCCUCUUAGUAAAUCAUCCUCCUGUGAUAGCUUCAUUAUAGAUCCCUAUAUUACUCCCGAAUAUCCUUAUCAAUUAAGAUCCAGUACAUUAGGCUCAUCUUUGAAUCGAAAAUUUGGAAUAGACCGCUAUAAACCCGACAUUUAUCCAACGAUCAAGACUACACCUAGCUCACGAAAUAUACACGGGAUCUUACGUCGCAGUCAUUCGAUAGGUGCUAGUAUUAGAAACAGUUUUCAUUCAUGUGGAAGAACAUUAAGUUGCCCUCAAAACGACGACGAUUUUUAUGAAUACGGCAAAAGUUACGUUUCAGAUAUUAUCAAGAAAAAUAGUAGAAAAUAUCCUAGUUACACAAUACUCCCUGAUAUAAGCAAAGCUGUAAAGUCAUCGAUCGCUAAACCGUACACUAAAAUUGGACAGUACUUUAGUAACGACGUCAAGUAUUCGAAUUUAAAUAAAUUAACUGAUGAGUAUAGAACAAAAAAGGUACCCAAUUUGCGCUUGCUAAAACACUUACGAGGCUCAUUCAAUUUUCAAUCUUUUGAUGAUAACAUCUAUAGGAGAGAGAGACUUCCUACUAUAGAUGAUCAAGAUGAUGAAACAUAUACAGAUCAUUAUCACGGGUAUGGGAGUGAUACAAGUUUAGCGACAAUGAUACAUGUCAGCAUCGAUACACCAAAAGAUAGUAUAUUCGAAAAGGAUGUCAUUAAUAAUACUAGAAGUAUUAGCAAUGACUAUAAAAAGAGUUUAUCACUAGAUCUUAACUCGUUAUACGGACUAGACUAUGAAGGCUAUAUUAAAAAUAAACACUGCAAUUCAAUUGAUAUAAGUCCAAACACAGAUAGCUUUGAACAGUUAAAUAUUAGUUUUAGCAAAAACAACUACGUAAAUAGCAGAGGUGUUUUUAAUACAAUAUUAGCAAAGUCGUCCCCCACGUCCAUUAAGUCUGUAUCCCCUGACGAUAUACUGGACAUUUACAACCGAUUAUCCGCAUACAAGAUUCUUGACACAAAAGAUAUUGAUGACGUAACGUUAGACAGAAAACCAAGAUAUAAAAAACGAGUAAACAUGGUGAGCAUUAAUGAAGUACCCACGAUACAAGAAUUCUAUUCGCCGGAUUCCUUUUCUCCUCUUUCGAGUCCCGAAUUUCCUUACGACGAGCCCAGAACCCCGAUCCCUAGAGAUGUCCGCAAUCCCCCAUACCGCACGUAUCCAAAACAUCAUGUAGAACAAGAUUAUAGAAGUAAAGCUAAUUCGUUCUCUAAUUUCUCUUCCUCAAACCCUGGCUCACCACAUCGCGCUUCCGCUACGCACCCGCCUCCCAACGAACCGACACCGGAUAAUCCACAAAACACCGAUCAACAAACUAAAACUGAACCACGGGAUCGCAAUCAAUCGACAAAUGCCAACACUAAACGGAAGAGUAUUGUUGAAACGGAAUCGCAAUGUAGCAAUGACUAUGGUGGUCGAGAGAACGGUAGAAACAACAAUCAACCUCCAACUCUUGAAAGACGCGAGUCGAGACACGGACAAUUCACACGAAGCUUGAGCAAUGCUGAUGCACCCGAUGAAAAAGCAGAUGGCAGCCUUAGCGAUACAGCGCUCGGUGCGACGUCGGAAAAUGAACCCGCUGGAGAUGAUGCACUGUUGAAAGCUGAACCGCGAGACUACUUUGGUCCUGGUAUGGGGAAGAAGAGCAAUUCAACAUCACAACUGUCGGCUACAGGACGAAAGAGACGGUUAGGUUUUGGUAAACGUGGGAAAAAUUCGUUUACGGUUCAACGCAGUGAAGAGGUUGUUCCCGGUGAAUUGAGAGGAGGCGCUGGACCGGGUACUGAAUGUUUUGUGUUGGCAUUGGCGGCGGACGGUCGCGUGCUGUCCAUCGUUGACCGUGCUUUUCGCGUAGAAGGCGGGGCCGGCGCGCGUCGCAAACGCUCCAGCGCCGUGGUCACCAGCUUCAAGCGCUCCCACGAAGUGUCUUCCAGCCUCGUCUCCAUAUGUAGCUCAGAGGGAACCUCAUGGUCACCGGGGAUGCGGGGUUCGAGUUCGUCAGACGGUGGCGGGUUAUCGGACUUCAUAGAUGGUCUGGGACCAGGCCAGUUGGUUGGGAGACAGCUUCUGGGCGCUCCGACAUUGGGCGAUGUGCAAUUAUCUAUGUGCUAUCAGAAGGGCUUCCUUGAGGUGGAGGUUAUACGAGCACGCGGUUUGCAAGCGCGUCAGGGCAGCCGCACUUUACCAGCUCCCUACGUCAAAGUGUACCUCGUGAGCGGAAAGCGCUGCAUCGCAAAGGCCAAGACUAAUACGGCGCGGCGCACACUCGAUCCACUAUAUCAGCAAACCCUUACAUUCCGAGAGAAUUUCAAAGGGUGUAUAUUACAAGUAACAGUGUGGGGAGACUACGGCCGUAUCGAAGGCAAAAAGGUGUUCAUGGGUGUUGCCCAAAUAAUGUUAGACGAUCUCAACCUAUCCAAUAUCGUCAUUGGAUGGUACAAACUCUUUGGAACGACGUCUUUGUAA